This is a messenger RNA of Closterium sp. Naga37s-1, 525 nucleotides long. NCBI's taxonomy places the organism in Eukaryota, Viridiplantae, Streptophyta, Zygnematophyceae, Desmidiales, Closteriaceae. The record is from the annotation of a GenBank genome assembly.
AUGCUCGCCCGCGUUCCACCGCAUUUUGCUUUUGCGGUCGGAUAUGCUGCUGGGGCAGGGCGCGCAGGGCACGGUGCACGCGCAGCAUCCAGCCAUGAGGGUAUUCGAGCUGCUAGGGCUGGGCGCGCAGGACAGCGUGCUGUACGCGCGGACAUGAAGGCAUUCGAGCUGCUGGGGCUGGGCGCGCAGGACACGGUGCAGUACGCGCGGGUGGGGGAGGUGGGGGGCGACGGCGCGGGGGACAACGACCACGAUCUCGACCCCCUCGACCACGACAGCCACAACCACGUCGCCAGCUCCCCCUUCCCUCUCUUUUUUGCCCUUUCCCUUCCCAACCCCCACUCCCAUCCCCCAUCCUUCCCGCUGCGCGCAGCAUCCCGCCAUGAGGGCAUUCGAGCUGCUGGGACUGAGCGGGCAAGAGUCAGUGCAUGGCGCGCGGGGGAGCCCGCAGCUAGGCGCGUCCGCGCGCGGGAGUCCUCCUCCGCGGAAGCAGCAGCAGCAGCGGGUGCCCGGGGUGGUGUUUAA